AUGGAUUAUGAAUCGGAGGACGAGUCCUGUUUUCGUAAUGUGUUCCGUUCGUUUGUGUGCGUUGCGCUCACACUGCUUUUGGGGCUUCACGUGUACGCUUAUCUUUGGGGCACGCAGGACUCAAUAGAAGGGGACUUUGGAGAUAUCAAAUACGUCGUUAUGCAACUUACACAUAGUCUUUCUGAGAUGAACCGUGAGCACGAGCGCAUCCGCAGCGAACUGGAGCGAAUGUCGUCUGCAUUGCCGGCGGCAGCAGCAGCUUCGGGGCGAGUUAAGGAUGCCCUCGAGACCUCGCGUCACAACCCACGUCAAGCGUUAGAUACACGGGACUAUGACCGACAGAUAGCAGAUUAUGCACUCGAGUCUGCUGGUGCCCGAAUUUUGGACACUGGCGAUACCCAGGAAUACGUGAUCCAUGAUUCGUCAGUGGGCUGGGUACUCCAUAUUGUGAGUGCUUUGCUGUGUCGUGAAUGUCCCGGGGCCUCUGCAAUUCUUCGCCCUGGAGCACUACCUGGUGAAUGUUGGGCUUUUAAAGGCUCCCGCGGAGAAGCGACCAUACGACUAUUGGGAACGGUUCACAUUACUGGCGUCAGUGUUGAGCAUAUUCCGCCACAUAUUUCAUCAACGAAAGAAAUCUCAUCGGCACCACGUCGAUUUCAACUGGAGGGUUUGGAAAGCCGUUCUGACCUCUACCCACAUGACUUCGGAACCUUUGAAUAUGACAAAGAAGGCAAGCCUAUACAAUAUUUUGAAGUAAAGCAUCCGGCAACCACAGGCUUCAAUAUCGUGAGAUUUAAAGUAUAUUCCAACUGGGGACAUCCUUUUUACACUUGCGUGUAUAGAGUUAGGAUACACGGGGAAUUAGCACCAGGGCAAUUACCGCAAAAGUUGGUCACCGAUGAAGAUAAGACGCCUUUACACUAA
Molecule: messenger RNA, 924 nt
Organism: Parnassius mnemosyne (clouded apollo)
Lineage: Eukaryota; Metazoa; Arthropoda; Insecta; Lepidoptera; Papilionidae
Source: the annotation of a GenBank genome assembly